Molecule: messenger RNA, 691 nt
Organism: Cuculus canorus (common cuckoo)
Lineage: Eukaryota; Metazoa; Chordata; Aves; Cuculiformes; Cuculidae
Product: basic phospholipase A2 homolog BaTX
Exons: 5
Coding region: 98-463 (121 amino acids)
Biological process (GO): phospholipid metabolic process; lipid catabolic process; arachidonate secretion
Molecular function (GO): calcium ion binding; phospholipid binding
Source: RefSeq, a predicted model, not a curated record
AGCAUCCAAGAGCAAGGAGCAAACCCUAUAUAAAGGAAGCCCUGCUGGCUGCAGGGUCCCACAAGCAAGUGGCAGCUUUCCCAAGGGCAUCAGGAAGAUGAACUGUCUCCUCGCUUGCGCUGUGCUGUUUGCUUGGGGGUUGUCCUCUGCUGGUGGGAGCCUCUGGGAGCUGCAGAGGAUGAUCACGGAGGCGACGGGGAAGAGCGCCUUGCUGCAUUACUCCUCCUACGGCUGCUACUGUGGCUUGGGAGGCAAAGGGAGUCCCAAGGAUGCCACGGACAGCUGCCCUACAGAUGCUGCCAGCUGCAUGAUUCCUGCUAUGACAGCCUCUCGAGGUACCACUGCAACGCCAAGAAGCAGCGCUACCACUACAGCUGGCACGGCAACAGCCUCUCCUGUAGUGAGGACUUCUGGUGUGCCCGGUACUCCUGCGAGUGCGACCGCCACCUGGCACUUUGCCUGAAGCGAAGCGUCAGGACCUACAGCAAACGUUACCUCUUCUACUCCAAGCAUCGGUGUCGGUGAUGGGACAUGAGAUGCGGUGCUGGAGCGUACGCAUGGAUUCUGCCUCUGGAUCCCCACACGCCCCUGCACGAACCACGUUAGCGCUGCUGUAAAUUAAAUCAACGUGAAAAUAUAUGUGUUUAAACCACCCUGGUUCUUUGUGAGCUCCAACUAUCCCCUUUGAUAC